GGAAGAGGAGCAGGCGCCUUUGAAAUUAUUCCUGCCUUUGUGGAAUUUAGAACGUUGGAUAAGGAGAACAUAGAGGAUUCUAAUGAAUUGGAUUGGAAUAGACUCCCAUCGCCACUUUCUCCCUCCCUCUAAUGUGAUUCGAGGAUUUCGCUUCCGCCCUUUCCUUUAAAAAGUAUUGAAUGUCUGUGAAGAAUGCUUUUUUAUUUUAGAAGAAUUAGAGACAUAGUGAAGAUUUAAACUAUCCUUACACCUUUGCAAGGAAAAGUUUGCUGCCAUGGCCAGAAGAGCUUUAAAACUUGCAUCAUUUGCUAGUGUAGCGGGGGCCACCGCUGGGUUCUACCUGCACAGCAGCAAGCAUCUGGAUCCCAAUGAUUUUGGAGUUGUUCGAGUAGGCAGAGCUGUUGCCACAACAGCAGUGAUUACUUUAGACUACCUCACUUCUCUCCGGAAUUUUCCACGUGGGACAGAAGAGUAUGACUAUGUCAAAUCACAGGUGCAUCUGCGUUCUGCAGAACGUCUCCGAGAUUUAUGCUGUGCCAACCGAGGCACCUUCAUCAAAGUAGGACAGCAUCUGGGGGCUCUUGAUUAUCUCUUGCCUGAGGAAUACACCCGCACCCUCAAGAUUUUGCACAGCCAAGCUCCUCAGAGCAGCAGGCAGGAGAUCGAGCGAGUGAUCCAGGAGGACCUAGGCAAAGGGAUCAAUGAGUUGUUUGUCAGUUUUGAAGAUGUUCCGUUGGGGGCAGCAUCCUUAGCCCAAGUCCACAAAGCUGUGCUACAAGAUGGGAGGACGGUUGCUGUAAAGGUUCAGCAUCCUAAGGUCGAAGCACAGAGUUCUAAGGAUAUUCUACUGAUGGAGAUACUCAUCUUGGUUGUGAAGCAAAUCUUCCCAGACUUUGAGUUCAUGUGGUUAGUGGAAGAAGCUAAGAAGAACUUGCCUCUUGAACUUGAUUUCCUUAAUGAGGGAAAGAAUGCUGAGAAGGUUGCCUACAUGCUCAGAUGCUUUGACUUCCUAAAGGUUCCAAAAAUUUAUUGGGAGCUUUCAACAAGACGCGUUCUUUUCAUGGAGUUCAUGGAAGGUGGACAAGUGAAUGACAAGGACUACAUGGAGAGAAACUGCAUCAAUGUCAGUGAGAUCUCUCGCAACCUGGGAAAGAUAUACAGUGAAAUGAUCUUUGUGAAUGGCUUUGUGCACUGUGACCCACAUCCUGGCAAUGUCUUGGUGAGGAAGUGUCCAACUACAGGCAAGUCGCACAUUAUACUUCUGGACCAUGGACUCUAUCAGGUCCUGACGGACAACUUCCGCUUGAAUUACUGCCAACUUUGGCAGGCCCUGAUCAAGGCAGAUAUGAAGCAGAUAAAAAAAUAUAGCCAGCGCCUGGGAGCAGGUGACCUGUACCCCCUGUUUGCUUGCAUGCUGACUGCACGUUCCUGGGAAUCGGUCAACAGAGGCAUUGAUCGGUUGCCUGUCACAACUAAAGAGGAUGUGGAAAUCCGGACCAACGCUGCUACUUACUUACCUCAGAUCACUAAGCUUCUCAGCAACGUUCCUCGUCAGAUGCUGCUGCUGCUGAAGACCAACGAUUUGCUAAGGGGGAUUGAAUCUGCCCUGCAGACACGGGCUAAUGCCAGCUCCUUCCUCAAUAUGUCUCGCUGUUGCAUACGAGCUGUUUCUGUGUAUCAAAGGAACAAGAGUAACUCCCUGUUCCGAAAGGCCCAGAUAUCCCUUUCUGAGGCCCUGAGCUUGUGGCAGAUCAACCUGUAUGAACUCUUCCUAUGGCUGAAAGUGUCCCAACUGGGAAACUGGGUCAUUGCUUUCUUAAGUUGGAUGCACCAUUCUAAGUAACAUGAAUUGGUGAAGCUGGGCUUGGUUUUGUCUUGCCUUUCCCAAUGGUGGCAUUCUGUUCUUAUUUAUUUUUCCACUAGUGUUUUUGGUGUUUCUUCAUGUAUACAUGGUGCUAUAGAUUCAUUGUAUUUGGCAGGGUCCUGUUUGGAAAAGUGAGAAAUGCAAAACAGCAGCUAGAACAAAAGUCAGAAACUUGCAUUUCCAAAUAUAGCACAGGGAAGUGGUAGGUCUCUGGAAAUUCUCCAGGCGAAAUCUCAACAACCCAAAUUAAUGUUUAUAGGGCCAUAUUUUUUUUAAAAAGGGCAAUUAAGAAAACCUAAUCCUACAAUUAAAUUAUGAAAUGCAACUUUAAAAUCUGCAAAGACCAUUGAGUUUUUAGUAGUACUUUAUGGUCACCUUCCCCAAGCUGCUACCUUUCAGGUGUUUUAGACUAUAACUGCAGUUGGCCAGUAGUCAAAUAUUAGUUGUAGUUCAAAUGAUGUUGAAGAUAUCAAGUUAGGCAAGGCUGUGCUUUGGGUUUCUUAAGCUGGUGUACUACAUGAUAGCUCUAUUAAUACAUUUUCACCUUUCAUGGAGAGCGCUAAAAUGAAAUGGAAAUCAUAUGGACAAGGGACUAUAAGCCAGGAUAAUUGAAUGGAUAACUGUUUUGGGAAGGAAAGCCUAGGAUUGGAGAUCUGUUUUCACAACUGACUUUUAGAUUGUGAGUUAGGGUCAUUUUUGUAUGUUCUCUUUGUUAUAAUCACAGAACCGUGAGCCUCUUUUGAAAUGUUCAAAAUGAAGACAAUGUUAAAUAGCGACUUAUUGUUUCAGAAUUCAUUUACAAGUUAAAUGCUGAUUAUGUGUGUAUAUUUGUAGGGAAAUACUAAUUUCUUACAGAGAAUCCAAAUAAUACCCCUCUGAAAUAAUUCCAUUUAUUUCAUUUUCCCUAUGGAGAGAAAAACAAUAAAUAAAUUAAAAAAUAUUGUAAAUACAGCAUACAAUCUAACAUGGACAUGGAGCUUACUAUUCCAAAACCUCUACAUAAAAGGGCUUGCAGUGAUGCAUUAUAUCAAGGCUGGAAUAUCAUACAUUGUUAGCAAUGUCUCAGAUUUUAUAAAAGCAGUAUGGUAAUGUAGGAACUAUUUUAUUGUUAGGGAAUAGUGGCCUUGUUUUGCAUUAAUAAGGAUAUAACCAUUUUUAAGUAAUUAUUUUCAACCAACUAAUAUCAAUAAAAUCUUAUAGAUAGAAGCUAUGGAAAAUCUAUGUUUAAUUACUUUGAUCUAUGUGACAGGAUGCUUCCCCUUGUUACCUUUGUUAAAAAAAUGUGCAGUAGGUUCUUAGUGAGAUCUUCUACAGGGUCAGAAGUAGUUAUGUAUCAAAUAUUAAAAAUGUACAAGUUGCAACCAAAUUUUAAACACUGUUUCUUUGGAUAUAAAUAUUAGGCAUGUUAGAUAUUGCAAGACUUCUGAAGGUAUAGCUGAUCUGUAAUUUCACCAUUUUAUUUGACAAACCAUGGGCCUAUUAAUUAAGAGAUUAAUUAAUUAUGAGUAUAAUUGCUGCUGAAUAAAUUCUACCAGUUAGAUUUCUAGUCUUCAGGAAUAUGAAACAAAGUAAAUUCAAACUUAGUUGGAGCAUCCAUUGGACCCUGCCUGACUCAGCUCCAGAAUAAAAUAUCUGAUUUAAAACUCCUGGAA
Messenger RNA from Python bivittatus (Burmese python), 3516 nucleotides. The record is from RefSeq and is a predicted model, not a curated record. NCBI's taxonomy places the organism in Eukaryota, Metazoa, Chordata, Lepidosauria, Squamata, Pythonidae.